ACUGACUUUAAACCGUGUGGAACACCAUGCCAAGCCCCGGACGGACGUUUCGUUAGUAUUUUCCAGGAUCUGAAGAAGGCACACUGCCCUGUUUACAUGUUACACAUGGCCUGCUGUGCCCCUCCCCCGGCCUCGCUCCUCUCGACCCGCUGCCAAAAUAUGUGAAAGUCAAUCCAAGCGCUGCCGCUCAGCGAGCAUGUUAUUUAAAACUGGACACCAUCAUGGCAGGGGUACCGAGCGAGGAUCCACCCUUUAAUCCGUGAAAACAGCCCUUCUCUGCGCUAACCCCAGCUCCUGAUUUUUCGGGUUUUUCGUCCAGUGUCGAGAUGUCGCUCCCGGUGGUGCUGCCGGGGUCUUGCUGUCCGGUUACCGGGGCUUCGCAGCUCGCAGAGCCGCCUCACCGAAACCGACCCCGUGGCUUGUCCGCCUCUUCCCGGAUCGCCGGCGGUGGCUCUCGGCUGCUGCUGCCCGGGCGGCCGCUGCUCUCGCUGGGCUUGUUGCAGCUGCUGCUCGGCGGCUCCAUGGUGGCGCUGUCCUUUGGAGCUCUGUCCCUCAGCAACUCGCCCCCCAUCCGAAACUCCUGUCCCUUCUGGGCAGGCUCCUCGGUCAUUCUGUCAGGCAUCGUAGGUCUUACGACAUGGAGAAGGCCCAUGCUUCUACUGGUCAAUGUGUUUGUCCUGCUGUCUGUGGUGUGUGUGCUCCUUAAUCUGGCUGGAUUCAUCCUGUGCUGCCAGGGAGCCCAGCUGGUUUCCAGUAUGACCAGCUGCCAACUGAGUGAGGCGGGGGAUGUGUGUUACUGCUGCUCCCUCUCCCCCAGCUCCAAAUGUCCUGAGGAGAAGCUGCUGGAGCUCCACCCUGCGCACUCCUGCAGCACCAUGAGGAUCCUGCUGAAGAAAGUGUUGUUUGCACUGUGCGCCCUGAACGCUCUGACCACAGCUGUGUGCCUCAUGGCAGCUGCCCUGAGAUACCUGCAGAUCUUCACCACGAGAACACCCUGCAUGGACGAGCCCAGGGCCACAGUGGAAGAAAGGGAGGAGCCUGCUCAGGUCCCGGACCCAGAUGAGUUUGUGGCUCCAGCCCCUCCCCCCUCCUACUUCUCCACUUUCUACUCAUACACGCCUCGCCUGGCUCGCCGCAUGCUCGGGGACAGCGUGAUCCCUCUCCCUCACAUCUACGGGGCUCGGAUCAAAGGAGUGGAGGUCUUCUGUCCGUUAGACCCCCCGCCUCCAUAUGAGGCUGUUGCUGGAAGUGCCGCCAAUGCAGUCACACAGGAGACAGAGAUUGCUCUGACAGACGUGGCUAUGAACCCGACUACCUCUCCACCAGGAGCGUCUGCACGAGACACAAGUGCCCAAACAGUAUCAGCGUCACCAGGCAUCCUUCCGCAGGCCAAGCCCCAGCUUCCUCCUCCUCCUCCUCCUCCUCCUCCUCCUCCUCAGCAGCAGCAGCACGCUCCAGCACUGAUUCCCUGGAGGAAAGCAAGGAUACACCGCUCCAACAGUGACCCAGUACUGAUGGACCUCGUUGCCAAAGUGCAGAGCAGCAGCGACGCUCCCCUCGCUCCCUCCCCUCAGACCACAGAUUCUUCCACCCAGACGUCGCAGCCCACGCUGGCCGCCCACACCCAAGGCCAUGUCACGCUGCGACGGGGCAACAACGACAGCAGGACGCCCCGCCGGCCCCGGCCCUCGUCCAUGGUGGACUACCAGAGCUACCGACACACACAGCAGCUGGUCAGGAGGAUCCUGGAGCAGCCGGCGGCCCAGGGCCUGGCCCCCGAGGUCCAGGAGCUGGUGGACAGCAUACGAAAUGUCCUGCAGUCUGAUCAGGAGCACAUGGAGGAGGCUGUACGCUGUGCCAGUUUCAUAGAACAGGUAUUCACUGGCUCAGAAAUGGCCCCCGGUCAGCCUAGACCUCCUCAGCAGCAGCAGCCAGAAAGCAGUUCCUCUCAGACUUUCCCCCGCCCCCCCAGGAGGAGGCCUGGUCUGCUGCACCUGCAGAGCUGCGGGGACCUCAGCUCCUUCACCUGUGCUGCGCUGGAGUCCGUGGAACGCCGAGGAAACAGUAGAAAAGUGGGGUCGACAGCGGGCUCCAGAGCGGGUUCAAGGGCGGGGUCAAGGACAGGGUCCCGCCUGGAUCAUCCCGAACGGCCUCACAGUCUGAUCGGAGUCUUUAGGGAGACGGUGCUUUGAGGGGAAACCAGUAAAAUACGUUGGCAGCACAGUUGGAUGCUGCCCUACCUGUUGCUCAACUUCAAGAGAAAGCUACUAUAAUCCAACCACUGAUGAGUAUCUGUGGGGGCGUGCGUUUGUGUGUGUGUGUGUGUGUGUGUGUGUGUGUGUGUGAGUAUGUAUGAGUCCAGUUUUUUAAAAAGAGUUUUGUUCCUCUAAUGCUGUUUUUGUGACACUUUGUGAACUACAGAAAAAACGGGCACAGUGUACCCAGCAUCCAGUGUUUUGUAUGCUUUCUACGCCUUGAUUGAGAUUUUAACAAUGUAACAAGUUUUCAUUUGUUCCAAUCAACUCAAUACAGCUAUACAUGAAAGCAGUUCUUUGACAUGUAUCUUGUAUUUAAUGGUCAGAUGCAUUGGCGUCAACAUUUUCAGAUAUUGAUAAAACAA
Chelmon rostratus (copperband butterflyfish) is the source of this 2620-nucleotide messenger RNA. It is a transcript of the gene entrep1, whose product is annotated as family with sequence similarity 189 member A2. The coding region runs from base 327 to 2192 and encodes 621 amino acids. The transcript has 11 exons. Lineage: Eukaryota; Metazoa; Chordata; Actinopteri; Chaetodontiformes; Chaetodontidae. Gene Ontology annotation, cellular component: membrane. The record is from RefSeq and is a predicted model, not a curated record.